This is a messenger RNA of Manis pentadactyla (Chinese pangolin), 5591 nucleotides long. RefSeq names its product cholinergic receptor muscarinic 3 (gene CHRM3). The record is from RefSeq and is a predicted model, not a curated record. Bases 709 to 2478 code for a protein of 589 amino acids. NCBI's taxonomy places the organism in Eukaryota, Metazoa, Chordata, Mammalia, Pholidota, Manidae. Gene Ontology annotation, cellular component: dendrite; plasma membrane; synapse. The transcript has 4 exons. Gene Ontology annotation, molecular function: G protein-coupled acetylcholine receptor activity; G protein-coupled serotonin receptor activity. Gene Ontology annotation, biological process: saliva secretion; positive regulation of smooth muscle contraction; adenylate cyclase-inhibiting G protein-coupled acetylcholine receptor signaling pathway.
GCGGCCGCCGCGGCCGACCGGGUUUCUAGCCCCGUCGCUUCGCGAAAAGAGAAAAAGUUUCCAGUGCAGGAAGGAAAUGCAUUUGCUUUGGGCAGUUUGAAGAGGGCCAUGAGGAGGGAGGAGAGGGCUGCUCUUGGAUUUGGGGGCGAGGGUGGGGAAACUUGAAUCCGGAGAGCGCGCGUGGCGCAGAGCUGGCGCUUCGGGACUGAGAGUGGGGACGCCGCGCUGACACUGAGCGCCGGGCAUCCUCGGAGCGGCGCCGGGAGAACCUGGGGCGCUCCUCAGCCCUGCUCCGCUUGGAGUCUCUCUCCUCGGAAGGCGGACCGAGGCCCCGAAUGUCCGCGCUGACGGAGCUGUGGUCUGGGCGCGCCGCGCGGGUGUUGGUCGCUGUUUGACUUCCGAAUGCUUUUAAGAAAGCGAAGCACACACCCGCCAGCCUCGCAUGGGGCCGCUUGUGCAGACUGCAUUUCGGAAGCUAAGAGGCCAAGUUGGCACUUAGCGUAUCACCUGGACUCAGAUGUGAACAGUGAUGGCACACAUUUUGGUCACAAGUCGUUCAGUGGACUGUGGAUUGACCAACCAGUAUCCAUUCCCAUCAUGAUGUACACCACUAAGGCUCUUCACUACACCUACGUUCUGAUCAGAGGCCACAGAGAUGAUAUUCAGAACUUCCACUAAGGUACUGUAAGACUAUGUCAGAGAAUCACAAUGACCUUGCACAAUAAUACAACCUCGCCUUUGUUUCCAAACAUCAGCUCUUCCUGGAUACAUGGCCCCUCAGAGGCAGGACUGCCCCCAGGAACAGUGACUCAUUUUGGCAGCUACAACAUUGCUCCAGCAGCUGGGAAUUUCUCCUCUCCAAAUGGCACCACCAGUGACCCUUUGGGAGGUCAUACUAUCUGGCAAGUGGUCUUCAUUGCAUUCUUAACAGGCGUCCUGGCCUUGGUGACAAUCAUUGGCAACAUCCUAGUGAUAGUGGCAUUUAAGGUCAACAAGCAGCUGAAGACAGUCAAUAACUACUUUCUCUUAAGUUUGGCCUGUGCUGACCUGAUCAUUGGGGUCAUUUCAAUGAAUCUGUUUACCACCUACAUCAUCAUGAACCGCUGGGCUUUAGGGAACUUGGCCUGUGACCUCUGGCUUUCCAUUGACUAUGUGGCCAGCAAUGCCUCGGUCAUGAACCUCCUGGUCAUCAGCUUUGACAGGUACUUCUCCAUCACGAGGCCACUCACAUACCGAGCCAAACGAACAACAAAAAGAGCUGGUGUGAUGAUAGGUCUGGCCUGGGUCAUCUCCUUCAUCCUCUGGGCUCCUGCCAUCUUGUUCUGGCAGUACUUUGUUGGGAAGAGAACUGUGCCCCCAGGAGAAUGCUUCAUUCAGUUCCUCAGUGAGCCCACCAUCACCUUUGGCACGGCCAUCGCUGCCUUUUAUAUGCCUGUCACCAUUAUGACUAUUUUAUACUGGAGGAUCUAUAAGGAAACUGAAAAGCGUACCAAGGAGCUUGCUGGACUGCAAGCCUCUGGGACAGAAGCAGAGUCAGAAACCUUUGUCCACCCCACAGGCAGCUCUCGAAGCUGCAGCAGCUAUGAGCUUCAACAGCAAAGCAUGAAACGCUCGGCCAGGAGGAAGUACGCAGGCUGCCACUUCUGGUUCACAACCAAGAGCUGGAAGCCCAACGCUGAGCAGAUGGACCAGGACCACAGCAGCAGCGACAGCUGGAAUAACAACGACGCUGCUGCCUCCCUGGAAAACUCCGCCUCCUCCGAUGAGGAGGACAUUGGCUCAGAGACCAGAGCCAUCUACUCGAUUGUGCUCAAGCUUCCGGGUCAUAGCACCAUCCUCAAUUCCACCAAAUUGCCCUCAUCAGACAACCUGCAGGUGCCCGAUGAGGAGCUGGGGAUGGUGGACUUGGAGAGGAAGGCCAGCAAGCUGCAGGCCCAGAAGAGCAUGGAUGAUGGAGGCAGUUUUCAGAAAAGCUUCUCCAAGCUUCCCAUCCAGUUAGAGUCCACCAUGGACACAGCCAAGACCUCUGAGGUCAACUCCUCAGUGGGUAAAACCACGGCCACUCUUCCCCUGUCCUUCAAGGAAGCCACUCUGGCCAAGAGGUUUGCCCUGAAGACCAGGAGUCAGAUCACUAAGCGGAAACGGAUGUCUCUCAUCAAAGAGAAGAAAGCGGCCCAGACCCUCAGCGCCAUCUUGCUUGCCUUCAUCAUUACUUGGACCCCCUACAAUAUCAUGGUUCUGGUGAACACCUUUUGUGACAGCUGCAUACCCAAAACCUAUUGGAAUCUGGGUUACUGGCUGUGUUACAUCAACAGCACCGUGAACCCCGUGUGCUAUGCCCUGUGCAACAAAACAUUCAGAACCACCUUCAAGAUGCUGCUGCUCUGCCAGUGUGAUAAGAGGAAGCGGCGGAAGCAUCAGUACCAGCAGAGACAGUCGGUCAUCUUCCACAAGCGUGCACCUGAGCAGGCCUUGUAGGGUGAGGGUUCCUUGCUAGCAGUGGUCAAACGCACACAUCAACCCACAAACCUUACAGGGAGCAAGGUGAGGGUGGGGAUGAUUGCUGGUGAUGAUAAACAUGUUCUUAUCACCCAGAUGUGGAAGAAGCCGCCUGUUCACUGAUCCACUGAAUAAACCCAUUUUCGUAAAAAAGUCAAAUACCAAUUCAGAAAAAAAAAUUACUUAAUAUAAAGAAAUUUAUUCUGAAAUAGACUUUGUUUUUUCUUAAAGAGAAAAAAAAUAUUGUUCCACAGCAGUCGUACACCCAAAUUGACCUGCUUGGUUCUUUUCAUUCCCAUUAGCUCUGGAAUCUCAGAUGAGCAUAAGUAGCCAGCCCAAGUUGCCACCUUCUUUUCCAGUAUCCCUAAAGUGUCAAUGCAGAUCCAGUUCCGGGAAUGUGGAACACGUCAGGCUAGUGAAUCUGUGGCUCUGAAAUUAUUUCGUGCUUUGCAAAGCUGAACCUCCUUGUCCCAGUAGAGCCGCCAUCUUCUCUCUGGUGUGCUGUUAAACUCUAUUUGUGGACUUGAUUCUCUCCCAGUACUGUUUUGUGCAGUUCAAGUUUCGUAUCAAUAAAAAUCUAUAAGUAUAAGUAUAUGUGUGUGUGUGUGAGAGAGAGAGAGAGUUCUGAGCACACGCACACACAGUGUAUAUAAUAUAACGGGAAUCACUGAACUAGCAAAUGAUUCCUGCAAUCCGUGCUUUCAGUGCUUUGGUAACUAAAGUUCUCUAGGAUCCUAACAAUGCAAACGAGGAAAUAACCCAGUGUAAAGUUUGGAAGCCAGGGCUGUGCGCUACAAGCCUCCCUGGAGAGACCGGCAGGGGGCGCGGCCGCGGGGCGGGGUCUGCACGGAGUCUCCGGGCGGCCGAGCCCGGCCAGCUCCCCGCCUCGCCGACCUCAACGGGGCUGCCUCAGAGGGGCCCUCGGCGCUGAGCGAGCCGCACCUGCGUUUGAGUUCAGUCGCCCGGAUCCGAACGUUUCCACACACAGUCUCUGCCAUCCGACCUGCCUGGAACUUGGUAGCAGUGUCGCGUCGGAGUGUCACACAGCAGCGCGGACGGCAAAGCCAAGGACGCGGCGAGGAGCGCGGACUCGGAGCCCGGCGCGCGGCUCCGGCCCCCGGCUGCCCCGCGGCGACGAAGGACCGACGCCUGGCUCCGAGCUGUGGCCGCCGCUGUCUGGCGCGCUUCGGUGCCCUUCGCCCAGUAGUCGGUGGGGUUUAGGAAGUCACACGCACUCGGGAGAAACUGUUACACUGAAAAGUACUGCUCGACACUGAUUUCCUUACAUUUUAAAGCGAUGAUUUCGCAUUCUCCUCUGAACUGGGCGAAUGCUCCGUGCUGCUGGGGGAGGGGGCCGCUGUUGCUUCAUCCCUGUCGCUGCUGUAGUUGCGGUUCCUUCAUCUCCUUUGGCUGGGCUGUGCGGGGGGAGGCGGGGGCGGGCGGCUGAGGACAAAUCUCCUCUUCGUCCUGGCCUCGGCGUCGUGCGCCUGCAGCCGGGCUGGAAGCUGCUUUUGUGUUCAGUGUGAGCUGGUGUUUACAGGUGACUGACUCAGUGGUGUCUGUGUUUGAACUAUUUAAUUUCGUGCUAUGUUUAUAUGAAGAAAUAUUCAUGCAUCCUUCACCAAGUGUCUAUUUAAUGUGGAUAAAUAUUAUUCUUCAGUCUUCAGCCCUGCCAUCCCUUGAAAGUGAUUCCUUAAGGUCCACUUGAGCGAUGGCUUCAUUGAGCUUUCCUGUGGCUCAGAAGAGGAAGACUGUCACCCUCUUGUCAUCAUUAAGUACCCAGGUCACAAAGAGUCAACUGUGUCUUCAAUACACGUUUAAACCCACGCCUCAGUUAAACGUGGUGGAGCCUGAACAGACCAGCCCUCUGCCACUGUGUUUGAAAUCACAUGACGAGGGGGAAAAAUGCAAAUCACCAUGAUUGAAAGAAUGAUUUUUUUUUUGGCCCACAUUUACCAAAGAAUAAGAAAAACCAGAGACUAUUUUAUAAUGUGUAUAGCAACCUACGGAAUGUUAUGUUCUCCACUUGUGAAAUAUCUGGUGCACCACAAUUGCAUCUAUAUUUUCUUACUCCAGUUGGCCCAACACUAAUAAAUACGGGAAUGUGGAUUCACGUCUCCAGUACUUCAGCAAUUCCCAUUCCUUUUAAACUCCUAUCCUUCCUUCCAAAGGGCUGCUUCCUGUAUUAGAAAAAGUUAGAAUUACAUUUAAGAAAUGAAAAAACCCUUAGCUUUGGCAGAACUGCAAAGGUUAAUAACAAUUCUCUUAAACAUGAUUAUCUCCUGAUCCUUGUCCUUUUAUGCUGCUGAUAAAGGCAGAAAAGAAACAAAUCCAAGCCUAGCUCUCCUUUUCAGUUACUAGUUUGGUUUAAUUACAGAAUUGUUCUCAAAUCUCAUGGAUGAAAGCUGCUUUUAAAUACUGUCUACUGAUUAUGUUUAAAGAAAGGUAUGUCCAACUCUUAGGGUGUUGUCAGAGAAGGCAAAUAAGAAAGACAGAUUUCUUUGAAUAUGGAGAAUUCAGAAGUGUAAUCAACGCUGUAGUGAGUGUUUAUGCUCCAACAUAGCUACCAUUCAUUUCUCAAAGGGUUUGUCAUAGAGAAGGUAUUCGGCAUUUAUGUAAGAUCACAGUGUCUUCAUCCCCAAACAGGGAAUCUAACUAUUUCAUUCCAUAUGAAUGACGUUUGCAGAGAAUGAUUCACUUAAAUGGAAAGGGCAAAACAAACCUAAAAUAAACGACACAUGGAGAACAGCCCCAACACAAACACACACACACACACACGCGCACGCGCGCACAUGCGUGUGCGCACCCAUUCUCCCAUUCUUGGUUCUCCAGGACUUGCCGGAUGGACAAAGCAGCAAACUACCUGGCCCACUGUUUCUCACAGGUCUGCCCCCUGUGGCCCAUCACCUUGCUGUGGUCUCUCUUCUAGUUCUCCAUAUUAUCCCGAAUCAUCCUUGCCUUAAAUAUAACCUUGACUCUCAUCAUAUUUUCCAUUUCUAUUCACUCGUUCAUGUAUAAUAGUUCUGGACUCUGACAGCAAGGAAACAAAUCAUAAGGAUAGAGGCUGCACUGGCUGAAGAUCUAGAAGGCAU